AAUCGUGCAAAAAUGCUGCCGGACUUGUUCCUUGGCGCUGACUCCGGCUUAAACCGGCGCCGCCACGCCACGCAGCUUGUAGUCUCGACCCGGUCCCGCACCUGAGCACACCUGCGGCACCCGCCAAGAAGAAACGUGUUUUAGCGAGUGUGUGUGUUCUUUUGACGCCAUGUCCUCCUCCGGCAGCAUCUUACCUGACGAGGCCGCCUUCUUGGACUUCAAGAGGCAGUGCCUGUCCCAGGACUCCUGGCAGCUCAGGUACAACAACCACGACAGCCAAGUGUGGUCCGAGGCCGCGGACAAGGGGAACCAGGUCGCAGCCAAAGUACACAAACUCAAGUGUAAAAUCAACAUCAAGGACGUCUCGGCCGCCACCAUGUACGACGUCCUGCACGACAGCACGUACCGGAAGCAGUGGGACCCCAACAUGUUGGAGAGUUACGACGUGGCCCGCCUGUCCGACUGCGCCGACUUGGGCUACUACUCAUGGUCUUGCCCGCCUCCGAUCAAGAACCGGGACGUGGUCACGCUGCGCUCGUGGCGAGUGGCCGGUGACGAAUACAUCAUCAUCAACUUCUCCGUCAAACAUCAUAGGUUGCCUCCACGCAGCCACCUGGUCCGAGGCAUUUCCAUCCUCACAGGCUAUUACAUAAAGUCCACGGGGCCAAACGGCUGCACUUUCACCUACCUCUCGCAAGCCGACCCCAAAGGUUCCCUUCCAAAGUGGGUGGUCAACAAAGCCUCGCAAGUUCUGGCACCAAAGGUGCUGAAGUGCGUGCACAAGGCGGGUCAGAAAUACCCCGAGUGGAAGCAGCAGAACUCUCCAGACCAGAAGCCCUGGUUGUACCCGGACCAGAACACCCUGCCCCGGAUGGACCCAGCAGAACUGUCCAUCCAGAGAGCCGACUCGCUGGAGAAUGUGGACGAGAGUUGCAAGGAGGAGGAAAACUAGGUUCCAAAAAAAAAAAAAAAAUAGAAUAUAGGGCCAACUCUCAGGAAUAUUCUUGCAGGUUUACAACUCAAUGAAGGGAUAGAAAGGAGCAUAUUUUAGUGGUCUUAGCUUGUUUUAUUACUUACGGGGUUUAAGGAGAGCAUUGUUGCAGCGCUACGUUUAUUCUUCCUUCAACAUGAAGAAGAGUUUACACCGUGUGGUUUUUUUUUUCUACUGCUUGAAGGACUUGAUGUUGGACUUUAAUCCUCAUACGCAAUACUGGAAGGGUAAAUUCUAUUUAUUGCGGUCGUGUGCAAGUCUUUGUCAUAGUGACAUGUAAAUAGUUUUGUAUCGUCACAGCCGUUUAAUUUAUUUCACUCUCGGAUGAAGUGGAUGUUGAGAAAAUAGUCUGACAUGACGCCUGCCGGCAGACAGAUGUUUCUUGUGAUGAUGAUGCUGAUGUGUAAGCUCUGCCUGCCUGCCCGCCUGUCACCUUUUUUUUUUCAACUAAAAUAAACCUGCUAUGGUUCACUUA
Molecule: messenger RNA, 1466 nt
Organism: Nerophis ophidion (straightnose pipefish)
Lineage: Eukaryota; Metazoa; Chordata; Actinopteri; Syngnathiformes; Syngnathidae
Gene: stard14
Product: START domain containing 14
Exons: 6
Coding region: 170-952 (260 amino acids)
Molecular function (GO): lipid binding
Source: RefSeq, a predicted model, not a curated record